AACACCCUCGUUUUCCCUCUCUUCCUUCUUACAACACUCUCUCUUUCUCUUCAAUUUUAUGAAACUCCCCAUUUUUUCUCUCUCACACACUCACACACUAAAGUGUUAGCGUGAAGUUGAAGACUGGAAUCUCUAUCUUGGUCUUUUUCCUUUUUAUUAUUUUGUGGGCUAAGCUUGCUUGAAAUAGUUAGAAAUGGGAAAGAAAGAUCAGAAUCAGAAAGACAGAGAAAGAGUUCAAGCUGUUCUUCAGCUUCUCAAGAAACAAUCUCCUCUUACUGUUAAACAGGAGAAGUUCUGUAAUAAUGCUUGUGUUGAAAGGUUCUUGAAAGCGAAAGGAGAUAAUGUGAAGAGAGCAGCUAAACAGCUUAGGAAUUGUCUUACUUGGAGAGAGACUUUGGGCACUGACAAUUUGAUAGCGGAUGAGUUUUCUGCUGAGCUAGCUGAAGGCAUAGCUUAUGUUGCUGGGCAAGAUGAUGAAUCAAGACCUGUUAUGAUUCUUCGGGUCAAGCAAGAUUACCAGAAACUACACUCCCAAAAAUUGUUUACUCGCUUGCUUGUGUUUACAAUGGAGGUGGCAAUCCAAACCAUGGCAAAAAAUGUUGAACAAUUCGUCCUUUUGUUUGAUGCUAGCUUUUUCAGGUCAGCAUCAGCUUUUAUGAACAUAUUACUGGCAACACUGAAGAUCAUAGGAGAUUAUUAUCCAGGCCGCCUUCAUAAAGCUUUUGUUAUUGACCCUCCUUCUCUUUUCUCAUAUCUUUGGAAGGGUGUAAAGCCAUUUCUUGAGCUAUCACCAUUAACAACGGUGGUUUCAUCUCUGGAUUUCGAAGAACCAUUGGAGUAUAACAACUUCAAAUCAUAUCCUAGGGCUUCUUCCCUCCGAUUUGAUCCAUCCACAAUACCAUCCUCAACGGCCAAGAUCGGUUCAUGUUCAUCCUCAAGGUUUUCCUUCACAGUUUCUCAUCAUUUUGACUCGGUCAAACCCUGGUACCUCACGUUGACCGACACGUCAGCGUCCAAAGUCGGCCCCACCGCCCCGUCAGCAGCUUUACUGGGCCCCGCACUCAUCUCGCCCUUGAAUGCAAGAUCCUUCUCAUUUGCAUCCCCGGCUGCGAGGACACCACCAAACACCUUUGGAGCAGUCAAGAAAGGGUUCUUCCCAUCAACACCAAUGCCGCAAAAAACACAAAAAUUUGAUCUUUCAACCAUAAAUCAUCCAAGGACACCAAAGCCCUCGUUCCUCCAAUCACCUGCAUUGUUCUUCAGGAGUCGGGAUUGCCAUGUUAGCAGGGCGGACAAGUGCCGCGACUCAUUUGUCCCGUUUCUCAAAUUUUAUCGUAGGCCAUACGAUGAGAUGACUUAUAGGUCGAAAAUGCGACCCCCGCUAGGUGGACUCAUCUCCAUCGUCGCUCCCCACAUCCGAAGGAGACACAUGUCGGUCUCUCAACGGUUUUGAUCUUCGAACAACGAGUACAUAUAGCAUCAUCAAUUAUCAAAUUGUAUUAGUAGUAACAAAAUUAAGUCAUUUCCAUUACUAAUAAUCCAUUUGAUUUGUUUACUUUUGUAGAGUUACGUUGAUCCAUGCAUUGAUUUUUGUUGGAAAAAAAGAAAUGUAGGUAACGUGCAAAGUGGGUUAUGAAAUAUCGUGCAAUAUGUCUCAUUUAGUGCAAUGUGGGUGUCACUAAGGUCUACUUCACUUAGGGUCAUGCGCUUCUAAAUAAACAUUUUUGCAUGGGGAAGAAGAAGGCGUGGUCGAAACGGAGAACAUUUCCACAUUGGAAAUCAUUGCUUCUCCUCUAAAAAAGUCAACAUCCCUUUCGAAAACAUUAAACUCUAAAUCCAUUUUCUUUUUCUUCGUUCCAUUUUGGUUACGAGAUGAGAAUCUCUGGGGUUCUUUUUACAUUGUUUGUACUAUAACAUAUUGUUUAACUAGUUUGGGACGAAAAAAAUUUCUAAAUAGAGAUAAAAUAAUUGG
Messenger RNA from Oldenlandia corymbosa var. corymbosa, 1972 nucleotides. NCBI's taxonomy places the organism in Eukaryota, Viridiplantae, Streptophyta, Magnoliopsida, Gentianales, Rubiaceae. The record is from the annotation of a GenBank genome assembly.